AUGCGGUGGCGGGACCGUAUCGCGGUGCUCUUCUUUCCAGAAGGCCUGGUGCUCACCGUGGCUGCACUGUUGCUCUUUUUUAUGCACCUGAGUGUCUUCGUCAGCGACGUGUACAACUUCUGCAUCACCCACUACUACGACCGCAUGAGCUUCCACUACACAAUUGUCCUGAUGUUCUCCCAGGUGAUCAGCAUCUGCUGGGCAGCCAUGGGGUCACUCUACGCUGAGGUGACAGAGGACAAUGCUCAACGGAGCCAUGUUCUUCAACCGCCUGUCCCUGGAGUUUUUGGCCAUCCAGUACCGGGAAGAGAACCACUGAGGCUAGGGAUUGGGCUCAGAAGGGGGAAGGAAAAGGAGGCUUUGGGUAUUUUAAUAAAGUCUGCCAUUUAUUUCCACCUGCCAGCUCCUUCAUGGGUUGGGGGUGGGAGGUCAGAGACCUAG
Messenger RNA from Miniopterus natalensis, 441 nucleotides. The record is from RefSeq and is a predicted model, not a curated record. Lineage: Eukaryota; Metazoa; Chordata; Mammalia; Chiroptera; Miniopteridae.